This is a messenger RNA of Acanthopagrus latus (yellowfin seabream), 10221 nucleotides long. It is a transcript of the gene tanc2a, whose product is annotated as tetratricopeptide repeat, ankyrin repeat and coiled-coil containing 2a. The coding region runs from base 1167 to 7157 and encodes 1996 amino acids. The record is from RefSeq and is a predicted model, not a curated record. Gene Ontology annotation, molecular function: protein binding. Gene Ontology annotation, biological process: regulation of dendritic spine morphogenesis. Gene Ontology annotation, cellular component: dendritic spine. The transcript has 27 exons. Lineage: Eukaryota; Metazoa; Chordata; Actinopteri; Spariformes; Sparidae.
AGUCAGAUUUUGAAAUUUUUGGAACAUUUAACUGAUGUUUAUUGGAAUCCAACUCUUUAUUUAGUUUCUUUCUUCUUUCCUCGUUCUCUCCACAUUUUCUGGACUAAUGUGGAUUACAGACUUCCCUCUUCACUGUGAUUUGUGGUCAGAUGCUCCUCUUCUUGGAAAAGGAGUCUUACUUUAAUUGCAGCAUUUCCUUGCUCUGCUGACUGUUUUUCUUCUGUAAGAAGAAAGAGGACCAGACUGUCUUUCUUAACUUUGCUUGUGCCUCUCAACACGUAGCAGAUUGCUCUCUCCGUGGAGCUCCUCCUGCAGUCCUUCCCUUUCUCUCCUGUGUGCAUGUGUUUUGGGUUGGAGGAGGGGAGGUUUUGAUUCGCGGUGCAGUCAGGCGAGGGAGGUCGUCUUACAGACCAGAUAUGGAGGCUCCGCUGUUGAAAGAAAAACUUUUCUAACACUUGGGAACUUCACUUCACUGCACUUCUGACCAAAAAGGAGAUCGUCUUGGAGGAGAUUUACUUCUUCCUUCUUAUGCUUUAGUUGAUGUUUUCUGCUUGGUUUUGGAGGCUCUACCUGUGAAUGAAAAGGAAUGCAUUUUUGGGAUGAAAAGGACAAUAACCAGUGGAUUACACCAUCACCAGCUGUGAGUUGCGGUCAUGUUUAAAAGUGUCUGGAUUGUGGUUGCAGGUCUGACAGUAACAGCAUUCCUUUACUGAACGUAUGAGUAGUUUGGCUGUUAGCACAGUAUUCAUAUCUUUUGACUAUCCUGCUUAUGAACUGCAGUCAUUCUGCUUCAGAGGCUGGAGUACCUCGUUUUUAUUCUCCUGGAGAAUCUCUUCUCCUCCUUUUAUCUUCGUUCCAACCUCCCUCCACUUCUUGCCCUCUUUCCUUUGUGUACUCUGGAGAAAGAGGAGCUCGGGACCAAAAAAAAAAAGAGGACAGAAUGGUGAUGUCAUCAUGUUUGUUUUAAUUUUCACCAAGAAAGCUUACUGGACAGGACAAACGGCACAGCAGCAUUUCAACAUACAAAACUAACUGCGAAGUUAAAGAGCGUUGCUAUCAUUCAUCAUGGUAACUCUUGUUGUUCUGAAUAGCAGCCCUGUGAUUUGUUGACUCCGCCCUCUACUGGGACCAUCCUGAACCAAUCGGAACUCCGCUGCCAACUAGCUAUGGACUGCACGGCGGCAAUUUUGAAAACAUGCGCCCGCUCCAGAUCCAAGUGGCGUCGGCACGGGCGGUCCUCCGUUCAUCGCCAGUGGAGACCGGUGCGUUGCUGUUGUGGCGACGAUGUCACAGCAGAAGAGGUGGUCAGUCAUGCGUCCUCCAUCCUACGGUGCUUGUUGUUCUAUGUCUGCUGUUGUCUGUCCCACGAAGAGAGCCCCGAGCUUGGUCAGGUGUGGGUAGAUCGUCCGGUAGGAAGAAGAGGAGGAAGUGAGGAUGAAGCUGAGGAUGAAGAGUUAGGACCCCCUCCCUCGGUAGACGAGGCAGCUGAUGCGCUGAUGACCAGGCUGGGUUUCCUGCUCGGGGAAAAGGUAACCGCUGGAGAUCCACCUUAUCACGCCCAGGAUGAUGGACAGAGGAUCUCCCCUUCCUCCAGUUUGGCCAGCAGCAGCAGCUCCCCCUGCUCCACACUGCCACCUCCUGCUGGGGGGGAGGGCAACAACAACAACAAGCACGCCUCCUCGAACUAUGCCUCCGUCACAUCCCCCACCUCCACACUGGAGAGCAGAGACAGCGGCAUCAUAGCCACGUUGACCAGCUAUUCUGCUGAGUCAGCAGCGGAGCGGGACGAUAACACUAAGUAUCCCAGCGAUGGUUACCAUGGAAGCAACCAGAACCUCUGGCAGCAGGUGGGCCGGCCGGUGGUGGCCCCCACCUCCUCUUCAUAUGUGAUCGCUGAAGGAACAGUGAAUGACGGCUUCCUGUACAGUGCGGAGGACAACAUGGCCGCCUCCACAUACAGCCUCAACAAACUCCAUCCAGAUAGAGCGACUGGGUCCGUCUACUCACUGGGCUCCACCCACUCCAUCCCUCUCUACCUCAUGCCACGCCCCAAUUCAGUCGCUGCUACUAGUUCUGCCCACCUCGAAGAUCUAGCCUAUCUGGAUGAGCAGCAGAGACACAUCCCAUCAAGGACGUCCCUCAGAAUGCCCAGACAGAAUUCUGGGGGCCGUAGUCAACUGGACCACAGAGUUCGUUUCACUCCCUCUCUCAACCUGAAGCCCCUCCACUUUGAGGUUCCUGGCCUCUCGUCUGAUUGGCUGUUCACCGGCAGGGAGUGGCUCUUCCAGGAGGUGGACACUUGUCUUCGCAGAGGCGACGCAUCAACUUGUAGGGGCGUGGUGAUCGUGGGCAACAUGGGCUUCGGCAAAACGGCCAUCAUCGCCCGUCUGGCUGCGCUCAGUUGUCACGGAAACCAGAUGUGGCCGACCACUGCCAGCACUCAGACCAUACCUCAACACGUAGAGGCUGUUUCUUUCUCCCAUGAUUCCCUGGGAAGAGGAGGAGGGGGCGAUGAAGGAGGAGGGAGGGGAAGCUGUCCAGGGACUCCAGAGAUGAGGAGGAGACAGGAGGAGGCGUUGAAGAGGCUUGCAGGACAGGUAGUCUCUUAUCACUUUUGUCAAGCUGAUAACUGUCACACCUGUCUGGUCCCGGAGUUCAUCCACAACAUGGCAGCAAUGCUAUGUAAUGCCCCUAAGCUGCUGGCCUAUCGAGAGCUGCUGCACCGCUCACCACAGCUCCAGAGCACGCUUAGUAUGCGCUCCUGCAUCCAGGAUCCAAGCUCUGCCCUUGAGAGAGGAAUACUUGAACCACUAGAUGCUCUCUACAGAGAGAGGAAGUUGCACGUGGAAGGGGCGGGGCUUAUUGUAUUGAUUGAUGGGCUGAACGAAGCUGAGUUCCACCGGCCAGACUACGGGGACACGCUGACUUCCUUCCUGUCCCGAAACAUCCAGAAAUUCCCUUCCUGGUUGAAGGUCAUUACCACUGUCAGGACCAGUCAGCAGGACAUCACAGAUUCUUUACCUUUUAACCGCAUCUCUCUAGACAGGAUGGAAGAGAACAAUGCCAUAGACCAGGACCUGCAGGGUUACCUGAUGCAGCGUAUACACAGCAGUGCUGAGAUCCAGAGCAACGUGUCACUGGGCAACGGGCGUCUUGACAACACAGCACUGGCCAAGCUGAUCAGCCACCUAAAGAGCCUGAGUAAGGGCUCAUACCUCUACCUGAAACUGACCCUGGACCUGAUAGAGGGAGGAUCCCUGGUCCUAAAGAGCUCUAGCUUCAAGGUUGUUCCUGUGAAUCUUGCAGAGGUCUACCUGCUGCAGCUCAACAUGCGGUUUCCCACCCAGUCUUCUUUUCAGAGAGUUCUGCCAUUGCUCAACGUAACCGUGGCAUCAUUGCACCCACUGACCGACCAGGAGCUGUUUGAGACCGUGAAUGCUGGCGCUCUGACCGGAGGAAUGCUGCAGUGGGCGGAGUUUGUGCACCGUCUGGAGCAGCUCUCCUCGUUCCUGCUGCAACGGAGUGACGGCAGCAGGAUGCUAAACCACGCCUCCUUCAGGGAGUGGCUGAUGUGGAGAGAGGAGGGUCAGGACGACAGGUUCCUCUGCGAUCCCAGGAGCGGUCACACUCUCCUGGCCUUCUGGCUCUGCAGACAGGAAGGGAAGUUGAACCGACAACAGACACUGGAGCUGGGCCAUCACAUUCUGAAGGCUCACAUCUACAAGGGUCUGAGUAGGAAGCUUGGGGUUUCCUCCUCAGUCCUGCAGGGCCUGUGGCUGUCCUACAGCACAGAGAGUCUGAGCCCUGCUGUCUCCUCGCUGCGCAACCUGUACACCCCCAACAUCAAGGUGAGCAGGCUGUUGAUUAUGGGUGGAGCUGAUGUGAAUUACCGUAGUGAUGUCCUCAGCAACGCCCCCCUGCUGUGUGUCCACGCUCACCUAGGCCACAGUGAUGCCGUGGCACUGCUGCUUGACCAUGGAGCUCAGGUGGAUGCUCAGUCACAAGAUGGUUUGACUGCACUGGGAUUUGCUGCUGCAGCUGGACAUCUGGACAUUGUCACAAUGCUGUGUCAGCACAAAGCUAAGGCAGGUCAUGUGGAUAGCUCAGGUCGGUGUGUGUUGGUGCAUGCAGCUCAGCAGGGCCACCUCGAGGUGCUGCGCUUCCUGCUGAAGCAUGCUACUUGGAGCUGUACUUCCUGCUGCGGCCAAAGGGGGGCGACCAGGUGCCAGGCAGUGCAGCAGGCUGUGACUGCAGGCGCCAGAAUGGGCCACACAGAAAUGGUGUCAUACCUGCUGGAUCUUCCAGAGGAAGACGAGAAAGAUGAGGAGAGACCGGAGAUCAACACACCUGACAGUCUGUGGGGAGAGACAGCUCUGACAGCAGCAGCAGGAAGUGGCAGGCUGGCAGUCUGCAGGCUGCUGCUGGACCAGGGGGCUGCUGUGGACCAAGGCAACAAGCAGGGUGUGGCUCCACUCUUCAGUGCUGUGAGACAUGACCACUGGAAGGUGGUAGAGUUAUUACUAAAUCACGGGGUGGAGGUAAACAUGGUCGACCAGCAGGGUAGAACAGCGGUGAUGACAGCAGCCUCAGAGGGACAUUUGACCACUGGCCAGCUGCUACUGGAUCAUGGAGCCUCACUUGAGCAGACCGACAGGGAAGGGUUAACAGCGCUGAGCUGGGCAUGUCUGAAAGGCAAGCUCCAACUGGUCAGAGAGCUGGUGGAGAGAGGUGCGGCCACAACUCAUGCUGACCGCAGUGGACGGACACCUCUGGAUCUGGCGGCCUUCUGCGGUGACCCAGAAGUGGUGCAGUUCCUGGUGGAUCAUGGUGCAUCGGUGGAGCAUGUGGACUGCAGCGGGAUGCGUCCACUGGACAGAGCUGUUGGCUGUAGAAACACUUCAGCAGUCAUCGCUCUACUCAAAAAAGGAGCCAAAAUAGGACCAGCAACCUGGGCCAUGGCAACCUCUAAACCAGACAUCUUAAUGGUUCUGCUCAGUAAAUUGAUGCAAGAGGGAGACAGACUUUACAAGCAAGGUAAAGCGAGGGAAGCUGCACAUUCCUAUCAGUCAGCCCUUCAGAAGUUCCCAGGGGACGAGCUGAAGACGUUCAAACAGCUGAGAGUGUGUGUGCUGCUCAACCUGUCGCGCUGCCACCGUAAGAUGCACGAUUUUGGCCUUGCCGAGGAGUUUGCUACCAAGGCGCUAGGGCUGAAAGCAAAAUCCUAUGAAGCUUUUUAUGCCCGGGCCCGUGCCAAACGCAGCCGCAGACAGUUUCAUGCAGCACUGGAGGACCUGAUUGAGGCCAGCCGGCUGUGCCCAUCCAACCGGGAGAUCCAGCGCCUGCUGUCCCGUGUCAAGGAAGAAUGUCGGCAGGUUGCGCAACAACAAUCUCCCCCUCCUUCAUCACACCAUAUUUAUCAACAGAAUGUGGCCAUGACCAUCAACGAAAUCAGGUCUAGAGAUUCAGGUUGUCUGCAAUUGCUGGACAGGGAGGGGCUUACAGAGGAAGAGGAGGAGGAGGAGGAGAGUUACAGAGAAGGAGAUGAACGUCCUCACUCUUCCACCUUCCACCCUCCACCUGUGGUUCAAAACCUUGACACCAACUGCAGCCCUGGGGUGCCAUCACCUUCUUCCUUGUCCCCCACUCACUUGUAUUGUCACCUCUCCAGCCCCACCCACUCCACCUCCUUAACUUCUCCCUGUCACUCUGCACCUCCUCCAUCCUCCUCCAAUCACCAUUUCAGCCCUCCGCCCUCUCCAAUGCAGCAUCACCAGCAAGCUAGCCCUUUGUCAGAAAGUACGCCCACAUUGUCAGGAAAUGGAGGUCUGCAUUACCAUUCACAGUCAAGCCAAGCCCUCCAUCACUCAAACCAGAACCAAGGAGUGCAGCAACAACGCUUUUUGCCCCAUCAGAGAUCCUUCCAGAGGCAGAACCCUGUUCAGAGCCAGUGGCUCCAACCAGCUAAAGUCGAGGUUGUCAGAACCAGUCAGCCGAGUUCCUCGGCUCACUCCGGCAUGAUUCUGGGAAGUUCUGCCUACUCCCAGUUUCAUCAGCUACCGCAAGAGCUGGCUGAACUGGGGGAAGGCAUUUACCCGAGCCCUAUAGAUAUCAGACCUAGCCUGGAGAGCCAGGCUGGUCUGAGUUCUGGAGCUUCAUAUCCUCUAGAUGACGUGGAUGUUGAUCAUAAGCAGAUGCAGCCAAGAACUGCAUCUGGUUAUGGCAGAGAGGAAGGAGGGGAGAUGGCAGGGAUAAAUCGAUUUGGCCAGGCCCGGCAGUUAAGCCGCAACCAAUCCAAAGCAGCCUACUACCCCAUGGAAGUGACUGAGACGACAAUGGGGCCUCAUGAUAGCCUUCUAUCAUCUCACCAAUACCACCAUCAGGGUGGACUUCGACGCCCCCUCAGUGCCCAUCCGACCGCCUCCUCAGCCCCCCCUAGGCCACUUGUCCACUCCCAAAGUAUCAGCGUCCGUUUCUCCACUAGCAGCGGCAACCUCGCUUGCGGGCAGCCCGUGAAUCAAGGCCCAGGCUUCAGGACCUCUGCCUCCGCCCAGCAGAUGGAUUUCCAAUCAGAUCUGGUCUCUGUGGGAGAGGUUAUUGGCUACCAUGACGAUUUUUUCCUGAUCUCCUCUCCGCAGUCAGAAACAUCCAUCGUCGGAGGUGGGACUUAUCCCGGAGAAGCGGGACGUUCAUCGAGGAACACUCCUUUUAUGGGCAUUAUCGACAGGACUGCGAGGGUGCACCAGCCGUAUCAACAGCAAGCUCCAUCCAGUUCGGCAUCCUGUCUCAGCCCUUCUCGCUCCUGGGCCGUGUCUUCGGUGGACACAGUCGUUACCUCACCAAGCAAAACCCCUACCAAUCAAGGCUUAGGUCAGCUCCAGCCAUCGUCUAUCACCUACCACAACCGCAGCAACAACAAUGCCCACAAUGGUCACCUCCUCCACGACAACCAGCUUGACUACUACGAGGGGCUGCAGGGUAGUGGUCCUCAGAAAGAAGGCCCGGUGAAGGUUGCCAGUCAGAAUCCCUCCUUCCUGGAUGUCAAGCUGGCUCGAACAAUGCCGGUGAUCCAUAACUGCUCAGACAGAUCAACUGACAGAAAGACAGGCCCUACCUCUCCUGUUAAGCCAAAAAGACCCUUUGUAGAGUCCAAUGUAUAGAGAGAAACAGAAGUAAUAAGUCCAAGACAACAGAGGGGGGUUAAUAAUAAGAUGCUAUAAAUAAAUGAGUGCACUUACAUCCCAAGACUCACUUGGGCCAUGAAACUAUGUAGGACUUGCAAUGUUUGAAACAAACUAGUUUGUAAAAACCUGUAGUUCAGAGAGUGUUCAAAGGGCAAGACGCAAUAAUCAUUCAAAUAGAGACAACAGCACACACUUCCAGUUUCUCUUUGAAGAUACAGAUGAUAUGGAACUCAUGAUUAUGAGUACGAGACCAUGUGUACAAGAGAGUACAAGUUCAAUUCCUGCCUAUGUUUUCACAUAGGAACACCUGGCCAGUCGCUGUCUGUUGGCAUGCUUGCCAGAUUGUUGGUUUGAGAAAGACAAACACUUUGUUUAAAGCAUACAAACAGAUCUGUUGUUCAGACAUCUAAACAAAAAUGUAACCAAAUUGCCUGUUACAAGCCAGGUUUGUCAAUUACCCAGCUAGAGACUGAAAAAGGAGAGAGAAGGGAUAAAGGUAAUGAGAGAAACCAUGAGAAAGCUCUUUGCCAUUACAAAGCACAAUGAUAAAAAGCACCACAAAAAAAAAUACCUUCCCUUCCUGACUCAUUGUCAUCUCAAACUGGAGUCUCACCCAAAAUGUACUGUUCUAGACUUUUUCUGCAAUGUAAGUGAUUCUGACAGUCAGUCAGACAAGACAGACCACUAUCAGCUUUGUCAGUCACAUAUUUUCAUUUAAAUAUUACAUUUAAGGUGCUUAAAUGAUAAAAUGAGUGGAAACUUGGAAACAGUCACUGCAGGAUCCAGGCUCUAAAACUUGUGCCAGUCAGAUGCCAGUCAGUGAGCCAGUCUCAAGCCAUAGUUAAAGAAACUAGGAUAAUGCCGUCAUUGAUUAAGCACUGACUUGCUGUAUAAAAAAACAAAAAUAAGUGAUAUUUAUCUUUUCUUUAAGUUAUAUCUGUAUUAAACUGUAUACUGUAAAUAUUGUUUCUCUUAAAAACUGUAUAUUCCUUUUGGAUUUGCAUUUUUAUGUUUCGUUUUUCACACAUUCUUUUCAAAGAGACAAAAGGGAAGAGCAAAGUUGGAGUUUAGCUUUGCUCAAUUGUUGGUGAACAUCUUUUCCUACUUGUGUAUAAAUAGCAAUGAUCAGCAGUGAACAUUCUGUAAAAAUGUCUUUUAAGUGUUUUAGGUUUUUCUGUUUUGCUUCAUAUAGUGAUUUUGUUUUUUUCUAUGAAGGUCUUUUGUAUUAUGAAGUCGUAAAGGUCCUAAUUUACGCAAACCACAGGGACCCCAACUGAUAAACCAGGGCCCUUUACAUUGCCAUGAAAAAAUAGUGCAUUACAUGACAUGCAAUUAGCUCCAUCUUCCCUCAGUUACUCCGCUGACUAUUUGCUAAACCUUUCCCCUUAAAGCACUGAUGGUUCAAGUUUGGCGUCUUUUUUUUCCCUUGCCUUUUCAUAACCAGAAACACAUAGGACAAGCGUAAAGAAUGGAUUUAACCAUAUCUGUUCUAACCUGCAAUCACUAGCUGCCAGGCGAACUAGCUUACUACCUACAGCAGUAACGGGAGUGUUGUUCCCUUGGCCAAGAGACACUUUAUUAAAGGUAAACUAUGCACAAUUUGUCAGUUGUGGCCCCUUAACAGACUAUUCAAGGUUAUCUCCCUCUCGUCAAUGGUCAAGACAGACGGAGAGAGCACAGUGGUGGUAUCUUUAGACAUCCAUGAGUUAUACAGAGCAAUGGCAGCCUGGUUGCUGCGUUUUCAUAGAGUCAGGACACCACACGCUCCAUGAUGUUGAUGGCUGGGGACUACACUCCACUGUCCAAAGUUUGACACCCAGAAGCAUCCCAGACACAGCUUUAGACACAGGCCCCGCCACACACUUUUCAUGGGUCAUAAGAGACAGGGAUGACUUUUGUAUGAAUCUACACAUUGUUUGUUUAGGAAAACCACACAUGGUAUACCUUUAAAUAACUGCAUAAGUUUGAAGAGUUAUAAGUAAAAAAGCCUGGUUCACCACUAGCUUAUCCUUUGUGUUAGAUCUGCUAGAAACAGCCAGCAAGCUCAUUUCAGAUGACAAAGCAAUGGUUGAUGUUUUUCUGACUUUUUCAAAAUCUUAUCUUAUCUCUUAUUAAACCUUUGAAUAUACAGCUAUCAAGCUCAUUAAUUUAAACUGAAUUUGAAUACCUGUGUGAGAAACAAACGUUUUACAGGCAUUACAGCAGUAACAAGGGGAGGAUGUUAGCAAACAACAAAUCCAAGGGGGACUAGUUUUUCAUAGGAGGUGUGACUAACAGAUGGUAUUUCAGAAAGUGGAACUAAAAUGUCAGUUUUCAAAUGUAUUUUAUGCACAUUAAAGCCUGUUUAUUGUACAUUUCUUUUUACAUUUCUAAUUAAUCAGAACCCUGGUUUCAGAGUUGCUGAUGCUGAUGGAAAGUAUGACCUCUGAACUGUCUGUCACAGUACAGUUUCUGUGACCACUGCCCUCAGUUCCUACUGCUCAGAGGUUUCCAGCUGUUAGAGAAUGUGGUUAUACUUAACCUCUCUGGUUCACAGGCCGUUUUCAGCCCGCUGGGUAUUAUAUGUAACUUCCGGACAGUUAGAACGAAGUACGAUAUUAUCUCGGAAGAUUGAAUGUUCAGGAGUAGUUUCAAAUGUUCAUGUUUGGAAACAGCUUGUCAUAGUGCACCAUUGUUGCUUUAAAUCCAUGAUGAGCUGUAUGACAGAUGUGUUGUCUUAAAAAAACAAUUUGUUGUGCUGUACAUGUAGGCUAUAACUCCCAGCCUACUUAGGGGACCUUAGCCCAGCAUUCGAAAUACCACUGGUAAUCAAGCGUUACUUCUGAUGUUCUGUGUGUGUGUGUGUGUGUGUGUGUGUGUGUGUGUGUUUACUGUGGGCUUUUUCCACUGUAUGUAACCUGUCUUAAUAUUUAAUAUCCCAGGAUGGUUAGCAGUUAGAAGAACAUCAUUAUGAAACACUUAAAAACAACAUGAAUGUGUCAUCUCGUGUGAAAUUACCGACUGCUGCAUUACAAAGAGGAAUAAAGAUGAAUGAAAUACA